Molecule: messenger RNA, 1961 nt
Organism: Panicum hallii
Lineage: Eukaryota; Viridiplantae; Streptophyta; Magnoliopsida; Poales; Poaceae
Product: basic helix-loop-helix protein A
Exons: 9
Coding region: 12-1961 (649 amino acids)
Molecular function (GO): protein dimerization activity
Source: RefSeq, a predicted model, not a curated record
CGGCGGACGCCAUGGCGGUGGGCGGCGAGGCAGUGCAGAAGGCGCUGCAGACGGUGGCGGAGGGCACGGAGUGGACGUACAGCGUCCUCUGGAAGCUCUGCCCGCACCAGGGCGCGCUGGUGUGGGCGGAGGGCCACUACAACGGUGCCAUCAAGACGCGCAAGACGACGGUGGCGCCGGGCGGGAAUCAGGAGGAGGAGGACGCGGCGGCGGGGCGGCGCCGCAGCCGGCAGCUGCGGGAGCUCUACGACUCGCUGGCAGGGGACGCCGCCGCUGCUGGCGGCAGGGACGCCGUGGCUCGCCGGCCGAGCGCCGCGCUGGCGCCGGAGGACCUCACGGAGACGGAGUGGUUCUACCUCAUGUGCGCAUCCUACUGCUUCCCUCCUGGCAUCGGGUUGCCUGGGGAGGCAUUUGCAAGGAGAGGUUAUGUGUGGCUCUGUGGGGCAAACAAAGUUGACAGCAAAGUAUUUUCAAGAGCAAUUCUUGCCAGGAGUGCAGGUAUCGAGACAGUCGCCUGCAUUCCAGUUAAUGAUGAUGGUAUCCUGGAAAUUGGAACUACAGAGAAAGUAGCAGAAGACAGUGGUUUAAUUCAGUAUGCUAGGAGCAUCUUCAUGGAUCAGCAUGGCAUCCCCAUAAUGCCAACCCUCUCAGGCCAUUCAACUUCCACCCAAUCCACACACAUUAAUCAUCAGCCAUUCCAAAUAAAAAUGGAAAAAUACGCUGGCGGCAUAAAUGUGCAGCCAAAUACUCUCAAUACAGAAGACGAGCACAUCGAAACGGAAGAGGAAGAUGACAGAAUUGAUUCAGAGACCAAUACUGAAAAUGGUUCACGCCGGCAUCUGCCACCGGACAAUAUGGGCAAUGAGCAGGCAAGGCCCAAUGCACGGAGCAGUGAUCUGAUGCAGAUUGAGGCGUCGGAAAGCUUUAGGGAUGGUUGCACGAACCACGUGGAUGACGAGAUCUCAAUGCUUAUGAUUUGCCAGAACGCAGCACAAGAUCAAGCAGCACUAGCCGAAAACGCGCACUACAUCGAAACAGUCCUGACAAUCUUACGGCGCAACGCGUGUCGGCGAGCGCAAGCAGCCCCGAGCAUCAGAACCUACCUGGCACUCUCUAAGAACUCGUCGUUCUCAAGAUGGAACCCUAAAGGAACCAGUGAUCUCCAGCUGAUGUUGAUCUCUGACGAAGGCUCCCCACAGAGAAUGCUCAAGAGCAUCCUGUUCAUCGGUGCACCUGCUAGACACAGUCAUCACCAAAUGCUCAGAGGAGAGGUCCAGUCACCUGAGCCCAGCAGGGACGACGGCGAAGGUACCAGCCGAUCACGGAGAGGAGGACAGGGCCAGGCAGAGCUGAGCGCCAGCCAUGUUCUCAAGGAGCGGCAGAGGAGGGAGAAGCUCAACGAGAGGUUCGUCGUCCUGCGGUCACUGGUGCCGUUCGUCACCAAGAUGGACAGGGCGUCGAUCCUGGGCGACACGAUCGAGUACGUGAAGCAGCUGCGGAGACGCAUCCAGGACCUGGAGUCACGAGCCCGGCUACAGAUCGACGGCGGCUACCUGACGGCACCAGCCCCGAAGAGAGCUCAUCAGAGCGCAAGCUCGGCGGCGGCAAUGGCGGAGACGGGGAGCAACAAGAUGAGAGCCGUGGAAGCGAGCAGCAGCUGCAGCACCAGCGGCGGCGCGGUCAGGCCGGCGGCGUCGGCGGCGGCGAGCACGGAGGUGCAGGUGUCCAUCAUCGGGAGCGACGCGCUGGUGGAACUCCGGUGCCCGCGCAGGGACGGGCUCCUGCUCCGGGUCAUGCUGACGCUGCACCGGGAGCUCGGCCUGGAGGUGGCCUCCGUCCAGGCCUCGUCGGCCGGCGACGUCCUGCUCGUGGAGCUGCGCGCAAAGGUGAGGGAAGUGCAUGGGAGAAAGAGCAUCGACGAGGUGAAGAGAGCGAUCCAUCUAAUCAUCUUAUCUGACUGA